GUGGAGUCAGUAGUAAAGAGGCAUCAGUCUGAGGAUAACCCAGCAAACUAACAGAUCUCUCAGUCUAGACGUUUCGGGUAAAAUGCCUCCUCAGUCGGAUUUUGUGCCCAAAUCCACCCUUGGGAUCGUACCGCCGGCUACUAGAAAACAUGGAGCAGCUCUUACCGUCGACUUAUGGCUGGAAGAGAAGCAGGAUACAGAUGGUGCAGAAGGACUGUGGAGGGUUCAUGAUAACUUGUACGAUUUGUCGGAUUUCAUCGACAAACAUCCCGGGGGUGACGAAUGGCUUGUAGUGACAAAGGGAACAGACAUCACCGAGGCCUUCGAGGUCCACCACUUAAGCGCAGGCCCAGAAGAACUGCUGAAGAAGUACUUCGUGAGGAAAGCUUCCAAGAAAAGAAACGCACCAUUCACCUUCAAAGAAGACGGGUUCUACAAAACUCUGAAGAAGGAGAUCCAAAAGGAGCUGAAGAACGUCCCGAAACAAGCAUCUAAGAACUCGGUACUCUUCAUUGACGCCUUGCUUUUCCUUUUGUUUCUCUUUUCGGUCCUAACUGUGAGAUACUGGAGCUAUGGAUUGGGGGUGAUAGCAGGAGUACUCCUUGGGAUGGUCACCAUCGCCUCCCACAACUUUAUUCACAGGAAAAAUAACUUCAGGAUGUACUACUUCCAAUUUUCUCUGCAGCAAGUAAGAGAGUUCCGGAUCAGCCACAUUCUAAGCCACCAUCUCCACACGAACACUAUCGAUGACCUUGAAAUGUCCCUUCUAGAACCCCUGCUAGAGUAUCUACCCAUCAACAAGACGCCUUUGAAGCGAUAUGGUCAGGCCUUGGUCAUUGCCCCGUUGGUAUGGCUGACAUUUUUCCAUGCACCGUUUGUAAAGAGGUAUAAGGAAGCUUUAUCCUGCAAGGGCAAGAACUUGAGGAUUACAGACCUGAGCAGUUUCCUCCUGCCCCUUGCUAUGUACCUAUUCGGAGGUCGAUCAUUUUUGGACGCCUUUUGGAUGUGGAACUACGUCCUCGUCGUCGGCGCCUUGCACUUUGGAUUUGUCGGUCUGCACGCUGCCCACCACCACCCGGAUAUCUUCCACGAUGGCGAUGUGCCAAGGUCGACGACGGACUACGACUGGGGUAUCAGUCAAUUGGACGCAGUUAUGGACCGCAAGGAGAUCAGCGGAUCCCACUUCUUGGUGUUAACCAACUUUGGUGACCACUGCCUCCACCACAUGUUCCCCACGUUGGACCACGGCACCCUAGAUUACCUCUAUCCGGUUUUCAAGAAGGUUCUUAACGAUUUCGAUCUCGAUUUGAGGAUGGUCUCUCAGUGGGACACCAUCACUGGGGGCUUCCAACAACUGGUGAAGGUCGAGCCUAACACCGCUCCUCCAGAUCUAAAGAAGUACAAGAAAAAAUAAGUCUAGAAUUAGCCGUAGCGUAGAAACUGAGUUUGUAAAUAUUUGAAAUAUAGUUGAUUUUGGGUUAUCUCUUUUAGAUGACAAAUACAAAAAAAUAACAAAACGUAUCGUCAAUGAUUUUUUGGCUAAUUUGUUAUAUUUUUUUUCGUAAUUGCUGUAACGAUUUUGUUUGUUUGCGUUAGCAGUGGGGUUAUCGCGAUCGUUGAUGUUAUUAUAAAUUAUAUGGUAUAUGCGCAAAAUGAGAUAAGACUUGUUUUAUUGAAGAUAAAUAAAGCUGUAAAUGAUUUA
This is a messenger RNA of Anoplophora glabripennis (Asian longhorned beetle), 1702 nucleotides long. Its product is annotated as cytochrome b5-related protein. The record is from RefSeq and is a predicted model, not a curated record. The coding region runs from base 83 to 1414 and encodes 443 amino acids. The transcript has 5 exons. Lineage: Eukaryota; Metazoa; Arthropoda; Insecta; Coleoptera; Cerambycidae. Gene Ontology annotation, cellular component: mitochondrion. Gene Ontology annotation, biological process: lipid metabolic process. Gene Ontology annotation, molecular function: heme binding.